AGCCCAGGGACCUGUGUGGGGCUGGUUGGGUGCUGUUGUGGUGCAUCCAAAUGCAAAUGCUUCCCGGAUGACAAAAAAGCCAGGGAAGGAGAGCAGAGUGUGCCUGGAGCAGGAAUCAUCCCCGUGAUUCCUCUGGUACCGAGCCAGAGCAGCGCUGUCCCUGGGGAUGAAGGUAAAGCAAUGUGGCAAAAAGUGAGUUCUCCCCUAGUUCCCGCUGAGUUCCCCAUGUGUUGCAAGUGUGUUUUGUUCUCAGCAGCCCCUGGAAGCCCCGGGAACCCCUUGGAGCAGCUGCGGGCUGGCAGAGGGGCUGAGCACUGGGGACAGGGCUGUCACACACUGUCCUGCUGGGCAGGGGAGAGCCCAGGUGACCUUCAGAGGUGACUGCUCCUCUUAAUGGCUUGGAAUCUGAUUAUACCAUUUCGCUAAGAAAUGUGCUUGGCACGUUCUUCUGCAUUAAAUACCAUUUAGGGACAGUUAUCCUGAACUCUGCCUGCCGCUUAGGAAAAAGCCUUUGAAAAUGAUAUUAUGGAUCAAAAGUGUUCCUGGGGUAAUUCCGUUUCAAACAGUGGAGUUAAUCCAGAACUGAAUUUGGCCCUGCAUUUUCAAACGAGAAGCAGUAGCUGUAUAAUCUGUUUAUGGUUUUAAAGUGAAUGUUAAUCUUGGAUUUGGUGGCUUUUCCAAAGGGUCGAUUUGCCGUGCUGCAGAGCAUUUUAGCCCCCUGCCCUGACACUCUGUGAGCCGACUCCAUGUUUCAUUUUAGAGAGUGAUUUUCCUGUGUUUAUAAAUACAUGUCAAACCUGGAAACGUUCAAUCUGGGCAGCCCUCAGCAGUGGAAGUGAUGCCAUUUUUCUUGCCUUGCAUUUUGUUGGUACAGCUCCUGGCACGGCACAUCCACGCUCAAGGGAUGGCUCAGUCCCAGCAGGAUGUGGCGGGAUGUGGCGGGAUGGGAACCAAAUGUCCCCUGCUGGCACGGGGGGGACCCUCUGGGCGCUGUCCCGUGGGUGACUGUGGUGACUCUGCCCGUGUCCCCUCCGCAGGUGGGAGGAUGCAGCCGCGCGCCGGGGGCUGAGGCGCGGAGCCGCCGGCCGCGGGGAGCGGGACCCCCGGCGCCCACCCAUGGUCCCGGCUGGCAGCCCCCCGUGAGGAGGGGCCCGGGCACCGCGCCGAGCCCCCGCCGCCGCCCCGCCAUGACCAGCCUGUUCCGCCGCAGCAGCAGCAGCAACGGCGGCUCCUCCGCCCAGGAGCUCAACAACAGCCGCCCCGCCAGGCAGGUGCGGCGCCUGGAGUUCAACCAGGCCAUGGAGGACUUCAAGACCAUGUUCCCCAGCAUGGACUACGACAUCAUCGAGUGCGUCCUGAGAGCCAACAACGGCGCCGUGGACGCCACCAUCGACCAGCUGCUGCAGAUGAACCUGGACGGCAGCGGCUGUGACGACAGCUCGGACUCGGAGGACAGCAUCCCCCCCGAGAUCUUGGAGCGGACCCUGGAGCCGGACAGCUCGGACGAGGAGCCCCCUCCCGUGUACUCCCCUCCUGCCUACGAGAGCCAGGCCCCCCCCCCCCCCCCCCCCCCCCCCCCCCCCCCCCCCCCCCCCAGGACGGAUGUGCCCGGCCCUGGCAGCACUGGGCACUACAGGAACUGGAACCCGCCGCUCCUGGGCAACCUCCCCGAGGAUUUCCUGCGCAUCCUGCCCCAGCAGACAGCCAGCACACAGGGCUCGCAGGGCUGCCGGCAGCCCGUGCCGCGGGGGCUGGUCCCGCGGGGGCCGGGCUCCCUGGAGCAGGAGCGGCGCUGGAAGCAGUACCUGGAGGACGAGCGCAUCGCCCUCUUCCUGCAGAACGAGGAGUUCAUGAAGGAGCUCCAGAGGAACCGGGAUUUCCUUCUCGCCCUGGAGAGAGAUCGAUUGAAAUAUGAGUCAAAAAAAUCCAAGUCGACCAGUGUUGCUGUCAGCAAUGACUUUGGUUUCUCCUCCGUGCUAUCAGGUGACGUGGCUCCCUCUGUCCCCAGCGAGGCCGGCGGGGCCGUGUCCGACGAUGCCUUAUUCCGAGACAAACUCAAACACAUGGGGAAAUCCACACGCAAGAAGCUGUUUGAACUCGCCAGAGCCUUCUCCGAGAAGACAAAGAUGAGGAAAUCAAAAAGAAAACACUUGUUGAAGCACCAGGUGAUGGGGACAGCGGCUUCCACGGCAAAUCUUCUCGAUGACGUGGAAGGACAUGCAUAUGAUGAAGAUUUCCAAGCACGGCGGCAGCAGCUGCGGGAGGAGGAGGAGACGCCGAAGGAAGGGCAGUAAACGGUCCCUGCACUGGGGUUUCUUGCUGGCACAGGACGUGCACGAGGCUCCAUCAGGAGAUGGCUGAAAAAGGAGAAACCCACCCAACAAAUCACCCAGAUUUUGGCUGUUCCCCCUCUGCUGCUGUACUCCUCUGAAGUACAAGUAUCGAAGUGAGGCACAAUGUUUUCUUACCGGUGGUUUGAAAACAACUUUUCCUAUCCAGAAAAUCAGCCAAAAAGGAAAAAACAAAAAGGAAAGAACAAAAGUGGGCAGCUGCUGCGAGCGGAGCCAGCGAGCUCAGGCUGGGGAGGAGCAGCCCCACCUGAGGAGGAGGGAUGAUUCAGUGGUACUAACGAGGAUCCAUUCACACGUGGGGUCUGCUUGGCCAGAGCACUCCUGAACAUAUCUGUAGUGGUCUGAUGUAACUUCACUCUGCGCACACCGGGACAAAAACCACGUGAGAAAGGGAAGCUAACAGCCGUUGUCUAUUAUUGCUAGGAGUAAUGAGCAGAGAUUCAGAUCAGGUAAUAGUCAAGUAAUAUAAAUUGUUUAUAAAGGAAAGGCCUUCUUUUCCUAGGCAUUUCACUUUGAAUUAAACCUUUGCCUUCAGCAUUGCUACAACUGCCUUGAAGUUGGGAAGCUUUGUGCUGCUGCAGGGCAGCACCAAGGGCUGGAUUUCACACCGGUUUAACCCUCACUGAUGGAGCAGGACACAUCCCAGCAGGUGUGUGGGGUGCUGGGGGUGGUCCUGGAGUCUGGGAGCUCCAGGGAUGCCCCCGCUGUAGGUAAGAGGCAAAGCCCAAGCCAGGGCUUGGCAGGGCUGGGGAGUUUGUACCAGGGCUUGGGGGCACUGCCCUUGGGGGUUUGGUGAGGGGCAGGAGCAGAGCCCCUUCCUCGUGCCCACAGCACCGGAAUCCUGCAGCUCUCGGAGAUGCUGUCAGGCUAAAAAUAAUUACACAAACAAAUUCCUUCGCUGUGUAAGUAACGAGUGACGAGCGUGAAGUCAGAAUUCGCUCCCGCCAGCACAUUUUCUUCUCUUCUCUCGGCACAGCGCUCCCUGCCAAAUGCAGGAGGUGCCUCUAGACGCGCCUGUUCCACUCUCUGGCUCCCGCCAAGCAGCACAAAUGUUGCAGGAUUGGAGCUGUGAAGGCGGCAGACGCAGAAGCCUCAGCCAUCAAACACUCCCGCAAGUGUUUGCCCUGCCUCUCCCAGCAGGGUUUGGUAACAAAAGUCCCCGUGUCAGGCGCUGCCUCCCGGCAGGCUCCUCUCCAAUCCCAGCGGAGCCCCAGUGCCUUUGAAGCGGGCGCCAAGAUUUCCUCCCCCGCCAGCACUGCAGCUGCUGCACCUGUUGAGCGCUGCUGUGGUCCCCUCCAGCCAUGGUGGGGAUCGGGGGCAUCCCCUGAGCUUCACUUUCUCCUGGUUCCUGGCCAGGGCUCCCCGGUGUCUGGGGCUGCAGGCCCUGCCUGGUGUCUCCGUAGCACGCAGCUCUCCCGCAGCACCAGCGCUCAGACAAGUUCUGGGGUGCCAGGGCAGGAUGCAGCGGGCUGGGAGCACCCUGGGGUGCCAGCGAGCUUUGAGUUCCUAAAAUCAAAGCAGCAGAAUUCCCACCCCACCCAGCCCAUACCAGUUUUGGUGUCCUCUCCUUUGCUUUUGAAGGGUUGCAGAGCACGUCCUGACUCGUGGCACCACAGUGACAGGUUGGGGUCACCCCAAGCCACAUGCAGCCCUGCUCCUGGUGGUGUGCACGGCUGUCAGGAGGUGCUGCAAGGGCACAGGAUGCCCCAGGCUCUGCCCUGCCCAGGGUAGGAUGUGGGUCUGGAGGAGCACCUGGCUCAGCGAGCAAGGGGUUAAGGGUGAAUCAGGGAACAGAAAAUCCUUUAGUCCCUGGGUGGGACUUCAUUGUGAGAGUGCUGGAGAGAAGGAGGGGCAGCUUCCCUGCCCUGUGCUGGCCCUGGGGGCCAUAGGAGGCUGCUGUUACUCCUUCCCAGUCCCAAGCAGCUCUGCAUAUUUGGAAGAAAAUCAAACUUGGAAGUGGAUCAGCUUGUCACCAUUCCAGCUCCUCUUGGCUACCGAGGGCCUCGGUCCCAGCGAAGUUUCCAUGAGCGCAGGAAGCACCAACGGGUGGGAAGGGAAUUCUGCUCUCCCAGAGCUCGAGGUGCUGGCAGGAGGGCUGGGCUGGCCUCUGCAGCGUUUGGGGACGGGCUGGGGCUGCAGGGAUGGCUUCAGCUUUCCUGGGGAGGCUGGCACAGGGCCACGGGUCAGUCCUGUGCACUGCUGGCCCCAGCAGCAUCCAGGGCGAAGGGGGGACACUGUCCCUCCCCUCAGGCUGCUCCUGAAGUGACAUGUCGCCUCUGGAACCCAGCCAAGCCGUGCUGGAGGAGCCAACAAGGAAGGGUGGCCAGGGGCUGUGAAUUGGGACAAGGGACAGGUGGGUACCAAAAGCACAGUGGCCACCACAGGGCCCUGGGCACGGCUUGGCCACCACCACCACCCAACAAGAUGCCCUUAAACAUCCCAGGCCAGGCACAGCCUCUGGGUGAUGUCACUCUGCAGCCCUGUCAAAACGCCUUGGAGGCACAAAGCAUCAUUUUAAUGGAGAUGGAGAGGGGUUGUUUCUGUGUCCUGUAAAAAACAGAAAGUCAGGUCUAAGGAGUGGAAAGGCCACAAACCCUGCUUGGGAGCCAAAAUGCAUUUCUUACAUAAAAAUGUACAAUUCUCAGUGAUGUUUGUAUCAUUUCUCUACAAAGGGGUUUCAAAAGAACAAAAACAAACUGAUCUGUGAUGUUUGUGAGUGUGGCUAUUUUAGAAUUUAUUUCCAUAAGUGAUUUUUUUCUUAA
This is a messenger RNA of Ficedula albicollis (Collared flycatcher), 5113 nucleotides long. RefSeq names its product CUE domain containing 1 (gene CUEDC1). The record is from RefSeq and is a predicted model, not a curated record. The transcript has 13 exons. Gene Ontology annotation, molecular function: ubiquitin binding. The coding region runs from base 924 to 2294 and encodes 456 amino acids. Lineage: Eukaryota; Metazoa; Chordata; Aves; Passeriformes; Muscicapidae.